UGACUUUAUUGUGAUAUUUUCUACGUCUUGAUGUAGAGAUGCAUAACCUUACUUCCGACAUCGGCGACCACGUAAAGGAGAUAAGAGCGGAGUCACUCAAAUAAAAGAAAGAUAUCGUGACUCGUGUUUCUUCAGGUAAAAUUAUUGAUCGCAUUUUGACGUCAUACUAUAGUUGAAGUUCAACGUGGAUACUGUCAGAGCAGAUAAUGUAGGACAAAGGAUGGGGGUGGUCGACAUCCGGCCCACUGACGAGGGAGGGGGCACUACCCCCCAUACCACUGCCCCAGGGCCAGGUCUGAGUACCGUGCCACCCUGGUACAAAGACAACCAAGUUCUGGUAACUAUUGGUUGCGUAAGUGGAGUCAUUGUUUUCGUCAUUUUCCUUAUCAUCUCGGUUCUCGUCUGCCGUUCCUGCAAAAAGCGACGAAAGUGGAAGAAUGAGUGGGACGAGUCCAAUCUCAUCUUAGAAUCAAAGUCAGCCCCCAUCUCAAGAAAUCCAUCUCCGAAACCAACAAAACGGAAAUCAUGUCCAGAUGUUUCGCCGGAUGUGCGUGGGAUCGUUGUCCGGUCCAUGACUAUCGACAACGUUCCGGAUUUUUCUCUUCCGCCAGAGAGAGUCCAGCCCAGAAACAGUUAUGACAGUAUCCAGAGUCCGACCAAGCAACACACCACGCACAGUUUUGUGGGUCACGUGCAACCAGAUCUUUAUAAAUGCCCAAACUACUCGGACGAGGAGUCUCUGUACCUACAGCCCAGUGAACAUGGCCGACUUUGGUUUUCUGUACUAUGUGAUGUGGCCGUAGAACAACUACAUGUCACCCUGGUCAAAGUUCGAGAAUUGCCAGGGCGAGGAAGAGACAACAGUCCCAGGGACCCCUUUGUUAAAAUAUUUCUUCUACCAGACGAACGUAAUUGUAAAGUAUCCAAAGUCCGCAGGAAAACGUUGGCCCCAGUGUACAAUGAAAGUUUUACUUUUCAGAUAUCACCUGAUCAAAUGAAAACCCGAGUGUUACGUUUUUCUGUUUAUGACGUCGACAAGAGGCGAGUACGCCAUUCCUUGGGUCAUAUUUUGGUUCCUCUUCAAGACAUUGACCUCACUAAAGGCGAUCUCAUGUACCGAGAUCUAGAACUUAAUUCACAGGUUCAUACAACAAUGGGAGAAAUAAAUAUAGGUCUAACUUAUUUGCCUAGUGUUGAGAAAAUUAAAGUGGUAAUCAUAAAGGCCAAAAAUCUUAGACAGAUCGACAUCGAUCAAAACAAACAUGUCUUUGUAAGGAUACAGAUGGUACAUGGUCGUAAAGUGUGCAAGACAAAGAACACCAUGCAUCAUCGAGCUUCGACAGAACCGACAUUUAAUGAAUCCUUCUCCUUCUCCGUGUCGGGGAAGACAGUGGAUACAUGUAGCUUUGAAAUUUCGUUGAUGACGUCUACAAAGACACCGUUUAGCCAUGACGAAAUUUAUGGAAAGACUGUGAUUGGUUCGUUUAUGUUCGCGCGCGGAAACGAACUUCUGCACUGGCAGGAGAUGAUAAACCACCCUCGGUCGUCUGUCGUUAAGUGGCAUCAGCUGUCGGGAGUCACCCACCAUACAUAAACUAUUGAUCAAUUCAAGACACGGUCACAAAUAAUACAAUCAAAGGAGAAAUAUAUAUGAAGAUAUUCACUGUCUGUGUAGUAACAGUUCGUGUGUUGUGUACCACUGUGUCAAAUCUUAACAUAAAUACGGUUCACAGAAAUGGCAAGUCUGAACAAUUCAGCUAAGUCUUAACUGGAUUAUUAUUUUUUUUGGACCGAAACAACAUAAUAUUUUCUAUAACAAAAUUAAAAUUUCACUGUUUUGAUUUGUGGCAUUAAAAUGUUAUCAUACAAAUUUAAUCUGACAAAGAAAUUCUGGUAUAUAGUAGUUUUGUCAGUAAUAAAUAUCUUAUGGAAUUUGUCCAUUAAAUUCAGUACGUUAA
Saccostrea echinata is the source of this 1958-nucleotide messenger RNA. RefSeq names its product synaptotagmin-15-like. Gene Ontology annotation, biological process: cellular response to calcium ion; regulation of dopamine secretion; calcium-ion regulated exocytosis. The record is from RefSeq and is a predicted model, not a curated record. Gene Ontology annotation, molecular function: calcium-dependent phospholipid binding; calcium ion binding; SNARE binding. The transcript has 8 exons. Bases 221 to 1594 code for a protein of 457 amino acids. Lineage: Eukaryota; Metazoa; Mollusca; Bivalvia; Ostreida; Ostreidae.